CCAUCGAUCCCGCACAUAAGGAUGAACUGUUCAAAAAAAUUGCAAAUAUCGACACAGACCCGUUGAAAGACUGCAGUGUGCCGACAAUCGCCGAAAUCAGCAGCGGAACAACGGAAUCUGGAAUGGCGGUGAAUGUAACGUACCAGUUCAAUUAUACUUGUCGUCGCCCCUUUAAGGCAGGUUCAUCUCCGUGGUCUUGCAAGGGAAAGGAGGAUUUACUGUGCACUCCGGAGAGAUACUGUGCAUGUUGCUCAGACAUAUACAAGGAACUGGCCUGUCAAUAUAAGGUUUACGCUUUGAGCCGUUUCUGGGACACGUGCGCAUCCCCUUCGGAUGAAAUACCGAAGCUGGAGCCUAUUGAUAGGGACGAUAACGAUGAGCCGAGCUUUUUUUCCGGUGUGAUGCACAGCCCGAAUUACUAUCAUGAUCCUGAGACAGGUAUGCCGUACUGUGACGAGGGAAAAGUGAGCAUGGUCAUCCAUCCUUGCUGUGUACCGAUGGUCAUGAUGGUGAUCUCGAAAGGUUAUAACUGCCUCCAGAAGGUCAUAUGCGGUACCCGUCCAGAACAGGCUGUGAUGUUCAAGUUUGCGCGCGGCGGCUGGCCAUAUGCCCAGAUCGAUGCCUGGUCGGGAUCACUCAACGACGCCUGGGACAGGCUGGAAUCGUAUAAAAGACAUUACUUGAACAUAGCGAUUAACAAACUGGAUACCUGCAUGAAUGCAACUAACGGUGCCCAAAAUCAGUGCGAACAGUGCAAAGCGCAAAAGGAAGUGCAGAGACUGUACAUUAUCGGAAAUACCGUACAAGAGCCUAAAAGAAAUCGGACACAUGUAUUGUGGAUCGCAUAAUUGUUGGUGUUAUUAGUUUCUUUGAAGUAACGGGUUCUUUCUACCACCAUCGCCAGCGCAGACCAGGAGCUAAACCACCGUUUAUUAUUGCUUUAUUAAAUCGCUAAACCUCGCAUCGCAUCGCAUCGCUAUUGCUUUAUUUAAUCGCUUUAUUAAAUCGCUAAUCGCUAAACAACCUCAAUCACUAUAUGCCACAUAUUUCCAUUCUUUACGGUGUCUGGCGUCUUUGCUGUGACGCAUAUAUAACAAUUCGUUUGU
Messenger RNA from Paramacrobiotus metropolitanus, 1106 nucleotides. RefSeq lists its product as uncharacterized. The transcript has 3 exons. NCBI's taxonomy places the organism in Eukaryota, Metazoa, Tardigrada, Eutardigrada, Parachela, Macrobiotidae. The coding region runs from base 123 to 848 and encodes 241 amino acids. The record is from RefSeq and is a predicted model, not a curated record.